CCCCUCCCCCUCCACCGGGCCGGGGAGGGAGGCAGGACCGGCCCGAGCCAUGACGGUGGAGCAGAACGUGCUGCAGCAGAGCCCCGGACCCAAGCACCAGCAAACAUUUUUAAAUCAGCUGAGGGAAAUCACUGGGAUCAAUGACAUCCAGAUACUACAGCAAGCCUUGAAGGACAGCAAAGGAAACUUGGAGUUAGCAGUGGCUUUCCUCACGGCAAAGAAUGCCAAGGCCCCUCAGCAGGAGGAGACCACGUAUUACCAAACGGCCCUUCCCAGCAACGACAGAUAUAUCAGCGUGGGCAGCCAGGCAGACACCAAUGUGAUAGACCUCACCGGAGACGAUAAAGAUGAUCUUCAGAGGGCAAUUGCCCUGAGUCUGGAGGAGUCAAAUCGCGCGUUCCGAGAGACGGGAAUAACCGAUGAGGAGCAAGCCAUCAGCAGCCUGUCCACCGUGCGAGACACCCUAGAUGUUCAUUUGGCCAUUGCCGUACGCUUUGUGAGGCUCCCGUCAAAUAACACUCAUCUUUUAAUUGUAGGAAGCGAUGCCGCUUAA
Tachyglossus aculeatus (Australian echidna) is the source of this 553-nucleotide messenger RNA. RefSeq names its product ubiquitin specific peptidase 25 (gene USP25). The transcript has 6 exons. NCBI's taxonomy places the organism in Eukaryota, Metazoa, Chordata, Mammalia, Monotremata, Tachyglossidae. Gene Ontology annotation, molecular function: protein binding. The record is from RefSeq and is a predicted model, not a curated record. Bases 50 to 553 code for a protein of 167 amino acids.